AUGUCACCAGCCACUCCAUCGUCUCGGACGCACAAGAGCCUCAGCAUGGCACAGCUAGCCUUGCUCAUAGCCGGUGCGGCUUCCCAGGGACUGAAGAUCGGACCAUCCAUUGUCGAGGUCUCGCCGGACUUCAACAGCGUGUUUCCUUUCAACAACUUCAAUCGAAAUGUGUCUGUGGCGAGUUGGCAAACGAACUUGCUCAAUGGCACGAGUGCUGAAGUUAAUGAAGAUCUGGAGUUUUUGGCGAAUGCGACUUUCAUUACAUAUGACGAGAGCUUUUACGAGCUUCUGGGCGUCAAUAGCUACGAAGACAUCAAGGAGAUCGAAACGAUCUUUACAUUCCCACCACCUCCUUCCUAUGCCCAACGCCAAAUCCACGAUGGCACAGUGUACAUUCCCGAGACCGACACCAUCUUCUUUGCGGAAUUGUAUUCACCAAAGCCCGGUGCUUACAUGCAUGCCAUCCCAUUUGUCUGGCAGAUCUCAAAUGCCUCAACGACCUCUGCCACUGCCAGCAAAGCAUAUCCCAGCCCGGCCUUGACGAUCGCUAACGGGGCACACUACCACAACGGUUCCGUAUACUGGGCUCAAGAAGGCAACUGGUCAACUCCAGGUGGACUUGUCCGUAUGGAUCCCUUCACUCUGAAGACCGAACCAGUCCAGAACAACUUCUAUGGCCACCGUUUCAACUCCCCUAACGAUGUCGUCGUGUCUGAUACUGGGAGGGCAUACUUCACCGAUGGCUACUACGGCCGCGACAACUUUAAGGACUCACUGGAGCCAGAGCUGGCCAAUGGCGUCUACCGAUGGGAUCUCCAGACAGGCAAUAUCCGCAUGGUAGCCGGCGCCGCUGAUGGAACACUCUUCAACCCCAACGGCGUUGCGUUCAAUGCCGAGCAGACUAGGCUGUUUGUUACCAUGCGUGGCUUUGCGAGUGGAGAUGCGGAUGGCGGACGUACAAUGUUUGCGUACGACAUCACCGAGAACGGUCUUGCAAACAGACAGGUCUUCGCGUACGUUGAUUCUGGCUUUCCCGAUGGGAUCAAAACGGACAAAGAUGGACGUGUGUAUGGAGCCGUGACGGGUUCGGUCGAUGUGUUCGAUGAAUAUGGGACGUUGCUAGGACGGAUCAAGGUCGAUAAGGAUGAUGUGGCUGUGAACAUGGUUUGGGUUGGUGAUCAUUUGUAUAUUGUUGGGCGAAACAAGGUGUAUCGAGUUCAGCUGAAUACAAAGGAGAGAUAG
Molecule: messenger RNA, 1242 nt
Organism: Cyphellophora attinorum
Lineage: Eukaryota; Fungi; Ascomycota; Eurotiomycetes; Chaetothyriales; Cyphellophoraceae
Product: Gluconolactonase
Exons: 2
Coding region: 1-1242 (413 amino acids)
Source: RefSeq, a predicted model, not a curated record